GACAUGGAGGGGGCUCUGACCGCACGGGACCGCGUGGGGAUCCAGGACUUUGUCCUGCUGGACGCCCACACCAGCGAGACUGCUUUCCUAGACAACCUGAAGAAACGCUUCAUUGAGGACCUAAUCUAUACCUAUAUAGGCACUCUGCUAGUGUCUGUGAACCCCUACAAAGAGUUGAACAUCUACAGUAAAAAACAGAUGGAUAUAUACAUGGGCGUCAACUUUUUUGAGCUUCCACCGCAUAUUUUUGCCCUGGCGGACAACGCCUACCAUACCAUGCUGACUGAGGCCAACAACCACUUCAUCCUCAUCUCUGGGGAGAGUGGUGCCGGCAAGACCGAGGCUUCCAAGAAGAUCCUGCAGUACUACGCUGUUAGCUGCCCCAGUACCACCCUACUGGACAGCGCCAGGGACCGGAUGCUGUUGUCCAACCCUGUGCUGGAGGCUUUCGGCAACUCCAAAACACUAAAGAAUGACAACUCUAGCCGCUUCGGGAAGUACAUGGAUAUCCAGUUUGACAUCCAGGGGGAUGCAGUGGGGGGGCACAUCCUGAGCUACCUGCUGGAGAAGUCCAGAGUGGUCCACCAGAACCACGGAGAGAGGAACUUCCACAUCUUCUAUCAGCUGGUGAAGGGAGGAGAGGAGGACCUGCUGCAUCAGCUAGGCCUCGAGAGCAACUGCCAGCACUACAGCUACCUGGUGCAAGGCGAGUGUGCCAACGUGACCUCAAUCAAUGACAAGAAUGACUGGAAGACAGUGAGAAACGCCCUGUCCGUCAUCGACUUUGAUGAGAGUGACAUACAACACCUGUUAGGGGUCAUAGCAAGCGUCCUCCACUUAGGGAACGUGCAGUUUGAGCCUGACAGCAAAGGCUACGCCACGUUGAGCAACAGCGCUGAGCUCCGCUGGGUUUCAACAUUGCUGGGCGUCAAUGUUCAAGUGCUGCAGGAGGGGCUGACAUCCAGGAAGAUUGAGGCCAAAACGGAUGAGGUGCUCAGCCCAUUCACAGUGGACCAUGCCAUCUAUGCCAGAGAUGCCCUCGCCAAAGCCAUCUAUGGACGCACCUUCACCUGGCUGGUCAAUAAAAUCAACGACUCCAUGGAAAAUAAGGACUCGUCAAGGAAGACAGUAAUUGGUCUCCUAGACAUAUAUGGCUUUGAAGUUUUCUAUGUCAACAGUUUUGAACAGUUCUGUAUAAACUACUGCAACGAGAAACUGCAGCAGCUUUUCAUCCAGCUGACCUUGAAGUCGGAGCAGGAGGAGUACGAAGCAGAGAGCAUUGGGUGGGAGCCUGUCCAGUUCUUCAACAACAAGAUUAUCUGUGACCUAGUGGAGGAGAAACACAGGGGCAUCAUCUCAGUGCUAGAUGAAGAGUGCCUGAGGCCUGGAGAGGCCACUGACCUCACGUUUCUGGAGAGGCUUGAGGAAAAAUUAGACAGUCACCCUCAUUUCGUCACGCACAAGCUGGCUGACAAGAAGACACGUAAGACGCUGGAGAGAGACGACUUUCGCCUUCUGCAUUACGCCGGGGAGGUCACCUACUGCGUUGUGGGGUUCCUCAACAAAAACAAUGACCUGUUAUACAGAAACAUCAAAGAUGUGAUGCGGCAAUCUAAAAAUACCAUAGUCAGAGAGUGCUUUGCAUCAAAGGAGUCGGAUGGCAGGCGGCGACCAGAGACGGUUGCUAGCCAGUUUAAGAGCAGUCUGCUGGGACUGACAGACAUCCUCAUGUCUAAGGAGCCCUGGUAUGUGCGCUGCCUCAAAUCUAACGAGUCCAAACAGCCAGGGCAGUUUGACGACAUGGUGGUUCGGCACCAAGUGAAGUACCUGGGGCUGAUGGAACACCUUCGGGUCAGACGGGCAGGUUUUGCAUACCGAUGCCGCUAUGACGUUUUUCUGCAGAGAUACAAGCCCCUAUGCCCAGCCACCUGGCCCUAUUGGAGAGGAGUGGCUGCAGAAGGAGUGGAAGUGCUGGUGCAGCACCUAGGUUACCUACCAGAUGAGUACAAAAUGGGCAGAACCAAGAUAUUUAUCCGCCACCCCAGGACACUUUUUGCCACAGAGGAUGCCUUUGAGGUCUGCAAACAUAAACUUGCAUCAAGGAUUCAGGCCCAGUACAAGGGAUACUGGCAAAAAGGACAAUUCAGAAGACAGAAAGAAGCCGCCACCAAGAUUGAAACUUGCUGGCGAGGAGUACAAGCCAGGAAAGAGAAAGGGAGGAGACAAUGGGCUGUCAAGGUCAUCAAGAAGUUUAUUAAAGGAUACAUGGCCAGAGGGGAGGCAAAGACCAUUGAUAACUCAGAAUACCUGGCCUUUGUCAGACAGAACUACCUAAACAGGCUGAAAGACAAUCUCCCCGAAAUGGUUCUGGAUAAAACCAGCUGGCUUACCCCUCCACCGGUAUUGACGGAGACCUCAGAGAUCCUGCGUCAGCUCCACAUGCGUCUCAUGGUGAGGAAGUAUAUCAGAGGUAUCACUGCACAACAGAAAGCACAGCUUCAACUCAAGGGGAUCACCAGUGUCAUCUUCAAGGGCAAGAAGGACAGCUACCCACAGAGUGUCUCCCAACCCUAUGUGGACACCAGGAUCAGUGAACAGGACAUAAAUAUGAAGGUCCUGCAGAUGAUUCACCAUGAAGGAAUCAAGUACAGCAUACCAAUAGUGAAGUAUGACAGGAAUGGAUUUAAAGCCCGACCUCGGCAGCUCAUCCUCACACAGACUGCUGCCUAUGUGGUGGAUGAUGCCAAGAUCAAGCAGAGAGUGCUGUACACUACUCUGAAAGGUGUGUCGGUCAGUACCUUGAGUGAUGGCGUCAUCAUUUUCCAUAUUGCAAGUGAAGACGAUAAGCAGAAGGGGGACCUAAUCAUGCAGUGUGACCACCUGUUUGAAGCGUUGACCAAACUCAGCGUGGUUGCCAACAAGCAGAGCCCCAUCAACGUGGUCCAGGGCAGCGUCAAGUUUCAGAUGCAGGCGGGGAAAGAGGGCAUUGUGGAAUUCAGCAGUGGCCAGGAGUCCAUGGUGUACAAGGACAAGAAUGGACAUCUCAUGGUGGUGAGUGAUGCUGUUACUGCUGCUGAGAGGGGCCUGGUUGCCUGUUCCCAGACCUUGAGCUCCUGCUGUGGGAGACGGGUGAGAGUAGGAGUGGGGAAGAAGAGGCGCUGGAAGUAA
Messenger RNA from Salvelinus namaycush (lake trout), 3168 nucleotides. RefSeq names its product unconventional myosin-Ih-like. NCBI's taxonomy places the organism in Eukaryota, Metazoa, Chordata, Actinopteri, Salmoniformes, Salmonidae. Gene Ontology annotation, molecular function: ATP binding; actin filament binding; microfilament motor activity. Gene Ontology annotation, cellular component: microvillus; myosin complex; vesicle. Gene Ontology annotation, biological process: actin filament organization; vesicle transport along actin filament. The record is from RefSeq and is a predicted model, not a curated record. The transcript has 31 exons. Bases 4 to 3168 code for a protein of 1054 amino acids.